Messenger RNA from Agrilus planipennis (emerald ash borer), 1291 nucleotides. Its product is annotated as hydroxyacylglutathione hydrolase, mitochondrial. The record is from RefSeq and is a predicted model, not a curated record. The transcript is spliced from 6 exons. Gene Ontology annotation, molecular function: hydroxyacylglutathione hydrolase activity. Lineage: Eukaryota; Metazoa; Arthropoda; Insecta; Coleoptera; Buprestidae. Bases 248 to 1156 code for a protein of 302 amino acids.
ACAAUCUACAAGUGUAAACAUUAAAGAUAGUAAAGUGGAAAUUUUACAAUAAAUUAACAGUAUUUAAAUUAUAUAUUACACUUUCUUCUCUUGUGAAUAAGCGUUCUUUACAAUUUAACUUAUUAUCGUAACAAUUGUGUAGACAGUGUAGUUAACGAUAGUACCUAUAUCUGUUUAGUGCAGUGUAAAUAAGAAAAAUAUUUAAAUUUUGAUGAAUUUUUACAUCAAGUUCCUCAAGUAAUAUGAAAUGUUAAGAUCGCUUGUAAAUAAUCUUCCGAACGGGAUAGUAACAUCAUUAACUGCAGCUUAUUUCAAAGUAUCAGCUUUUCGUAAAAACGGUUUCCGUGGUACUCACAGUUCUCCUGUAAUUAUUCAAGAUCAAAACAUGAAGGUAAAAGUGUUACCAGCUCUAUCUGAUAACUACAUGUAUCUCAUUAUCGAUGAGAAAACAAAGGAAGCAGCUAUAGUUGACCCUGUUGAUCCAGACUCUGUUCUUCAAGCAGUGACUGAAGAAGGAGUCAAUCUCACCAAAAUUCUAACUACUCACCAUCACUGGGAUCAUGCUGGUGGUAAUGAAGAUCUUGUGAAAAAAUGUAAAAGAGGGUUGCAAGUUUUUGGCGGAGAUUUAAGAAUUCCAGCUGUGACCAAUCAAGUAAAACACGGAGACAAGUUUACGAUUGGGAAUAUUAAUGUUGAGUGCUUGUUUACUCCAUGUCAUACCAGUGGUCAUAUUUGUUAUUAUUUAACACCACCUGAUAAUUAUCCUGCAGUCUUUACAGGUGAUACUCUUUUCAUAGCAGGCUGUGGUCGUUUUUUCGAAGGCACUGCCGAACAAAUGUACUCAGCAUUGGUUGAGAAAUUGGGGGGUUUACCUGAUAAUACGAGGGUUUAUUGUGGUCAUGAAUAUACCCUUCAAAAUUUGAACUUUGCCAAAACUGUUGAACCAGACAAUGAUAAGAUUCUUGAUAAAAUAAAGUGGGCAACUGAGAAACGUAACAAGGAGGAACCAACUGUUCCUUCCACAAUAGCAGAAGAAAAACAGAUAAAUCCAUUUAUGAGGGUUGUAACAAACUCUGUACAAAAGCACGCAAACUCCAAAGAUCCCAUACUAACCAUGGCGGCCAUACGUAAGGAAAAGGACUCCUUCAAGGGUUAAUGAAUUGUAAAGGUCUUAAAUAAAUACUCGUGAAAUUUAUUAAAUGUGUUAUUUUAUUAUAAAAAUAUGAAAAGGUGAUUGUAAAUGUAUGUACUAUAUGUUUAAUCUUGUUUUAAUAAACUAAAUGGAAGCACA